CAAAAUCAAAACAGUCAACACAAAAAGAAAACAAAGGCUGUCGUGGGAGGUUGUUCUCUUUGUGAAAACUUGAAAAACUCGAUAAUUUUCCUUCGAAAGUGCGUUAUUUCGUCCUAGUUACAGUUUAAUCGUGUUGUGAAUUUGUUUAGCGUGAAUAUGACGACUCGAAAAAUGAACACCAUCGAAGAUCUGAGCGAAUCAUGGGUGGAACUCAACAACGGCGGUGGCCUGGCCGCCGUGGAGAACGAGUACAUCAGACUGCUGCGGGAGGCGCAGAGGGAGAGCCGGGACUCCUCCGUGAGGCACUCUAGGGCCUCCAGCGUAAAAGGCAGCCCCAAAUCACCGCCCAACAGUCCAAACCUGGAGCCUUCUACCGAAGACGAAAUGAAAGGAGUAUACAUCAACCAUUGGAGAGAAGACUCCAACGACUGGGUUUGGGAGUGGAGCAGUAGGCCAGACCAGCUUCCACCCAAGGACUGGCGGUUUAAGCACCCGACGACGAGUGCGCGCGGUCCACCGUCAGCCACCUCCUCCAUCGAGGUGCUAGAUCAGCAACCCACGCAACAGGGCCACUGCCUGUCCGUCCGUCGUUCCUGCCUGUUCAGUCGGGGCGCCAUCGCCGCCGUGCUGCUCACCAACGUCGUCUCACUACUGCUCGGCGCUGGGAUCGGAAUGUGGCUGAGCAAACGUGGCAUCCUCCCGCCCAGACUGAUUGUAAUCAACUAAAGCUCAAGACUGAGGCUCGAACGCUGCAAGUAAAUAAAAUAUUUACAUUACAAACAUAUUACUGUAUACUUCUAUAUAUACUAGCUACUCUCACUAUUCGGCUCCUAUAGAUAGCCUUCCACGAUAAAUGCAACGGAUCUAGAAUUGGAACUUAAAACGGGAUAUUUACCACGUUUUUCAAUAUGAGUAUAUAUUCCAUGAUCACGGAUAAACAGUUUACCCAUGAUCAUGGCGCUUGCAACAGUACCGAAAUACAUGGUAAAUAUCCCGUUUUAAAUUCCAAUUAUAGUGUUAGUGACCAUGUCAGUUUAAAAACAUAUAAUGCAACGGGUGUUUCUUCAAAAAUCUUUAACAAUUUUAUUUAAGUCUUUCUGCCACACUCAGAGUAAUUUAAUGGUUACUUAAACCAGUCUUUAGCAAUUGUUUUCGAUUGUUAAGGACCGGGUUAAGGUUUCGGUGUUUUCAUGUUUGUAUCUACUGUAGAUCCUAGCUUACAGGAGUUGCAGCGGUAUGGGAGGUUGUGGCGGACUUGUCCCUAAAAAAAAACAAAUUGUUUUCGAUACAAAAUCGUCACUAAAGAAUAAUUUAAGUAAUCGUAAGUGACGCUUUUAACUUUUUGUGAUUAUUUUGAAGAAUCACCCGACUAUAAGAAAAAGAAUUAUCAAAUUCAAACCAGUAGUUUUGGAGAUUGGCGCGUUCAAACCAACGUCAGUUUUAUAAUAUGUUUGUUAAAAUGUGAUAUUGUUAUUUAUACAAUGCAGGUUUUGUUUUUAGUAUAUAUAGCUAAUUGUGACAUGUAUAGAAAAGAAAUUUAAUACAGUUUUAACACGCUUUUAGUAGGUCUACUUGUACCGAACUAUGUAAUAAAAUCUAAGAAUCUGAAUUAUACGCACCUGUGACUCCUCUGGUGUUGCGGGUGUCCAUGGGCGGCGCUGAUCGCUUACCAUCAGGUGACUCGUCUGCUCGUUUGCCACCUAUUCCAUAAAAAAGCGUGUUUAUAGGUUUUUUUAUGAAUAUUAUAUCACAAUUACCUAUAUAUAAUAUUUCGUGUUAGUUUUUAGAAAUGUAAUACUGUUUAUAAUGGAUGAUUCGUUAGCAAAGGUUAAGCAGACGCUGUCGAGGUUUGGAAAUUGAUUGGUGGG
Messenger RNA from Spodoptera frugiperda (fall armyworm), 1868 nucleotides. RefSeq names its product BCL2/adenovirus E1B 19 kDa protein-interacting protein 3. Lineage: Eukaryota; Metazoa; Arthropoda; Insecta; Lepidoptera; Noctuidae. Gene Ontology annotation, cellular component: nucleus; mitochondrial outer membrane; mitochondrial envelope. Bases 157 to 726 code for a protein of 189 amino acids. The record is from RefSeq and is a predicted model, not a curated record. Gene Ontology annotation, biological process: mitochondrial outer membrane permeabilization; positive regulation of apoptotic process. The transcript is spliced from 7 exons.